AUGCUUUUUGAUUCCUUACUUAAAGGUGUUGAUUUUUAUAAGCAAUAUGCUAGAUUUGGUGGGUUUGUGGUAAGACUAGGUACUGAAAAGAGAAUUAAAGAUAGUGAUAAAGUCUACUUGAAAUAUUUACAUUGUAAUAAACAAGGGUUUACGAAGGAUGGUGAAACUAAAGCAAAAGUUUCUAACAAAGAUAAAAAUCCUAAAGCUAGAAAAAGAACCAUAAAUCGUUUUGGAUGUAAUGCAAUGAUUGGGUUUAGAGAACGUUCAGAUGGAAAAUGGAUGGUUUAUGUCUUUCAUGAAUCUCAUAGCCACAAUCUUGCUUCUCCCAACACAAUGAAUUUUUUGGCAAAUGUUGGAAACCUUAAACUUGGCCAGAAAAAAUUCAUUUUUGACAACUCUAGAUUGAACAUUGGUCCAAACAAGUCUUAUAAGUUGAUGAAAGAACAUCUUGGUAGCUAUGAUAAUAUAGGUGCAACAUUGAAUGAUUUCAAGAACUUUAAUCGAGACUUGAAAGCUUACAUACAAGAGAAAGAUGCUUCGAUGUUUAUAAACAAUUUGAAAGAAAAAGCUGAAAACAGUGAAGGUGCCUUUUUCUUUGAGCAUUGUAUGGAUGAACAUCAACGCUUGACAAGAGUAUUUUGGGCAGAUGCAAUUAGUAGAAAAAAUUAUUCGUUGUUCUGUGAUAUGAUUACAUUUGAUACAACAUUUGACACCAACAAAUACUCUAUGGUUUUUGCCCCAUUUACGGGUGUUGAUCACCAUGGUAAGUGUGUGACUUUUGGGAUAGGCUUACUUGCAAAGGAGGAUAUUGAAUCCUUUGAAUGGUUAUUUGAAACUUUCUUAAAGGCAAUGAAUAACUGUCAGCCUACCUGUAUCAUGACAGAUCAAGACCCUGCGAUGAAAGUGGCAAUUGAAAAAGUUCUUGAUAAGGCAAAACAUAGGUUUUGUAUGUGGCACAUUAUGAAAAAAGUGCCACAAAAGGUAGGGCCCAAAUUAUGCUUAGAAACUGAUUUUCUUCAUAAACUAAACUCUGUUGUGUGGAAUAGAGACCUUGAACCAGAAGAAUUUGAAAUUGGUUGGCAGUCUGUGAUGUCUGAAUUUGAUUUAGUGAAUGAAGAUUGGUUCAAAAAUAUGUGUAAUAUAAGGAAUAUGUGGAUUCCUUCCUACUUUCGUGACCUUUUUAUGGGUGGGAUUUUAAGGUCAACUCAAAGAUCAGAGAGUGAAAAUAGCUUUUUCACUAAUUUCACCAAUCAGCAUUUGUUAUUGGUUGAGUUGUGGUUUCGCUAUGAAUCUGCAAUCGAUGCUCAAAGGCACACACAAGACAAGUUGAAUGCUACUUCAAAAACUACACAUCCCCAACUUGUCACCCCCCUGUACUUGGAAAAGCAUGCUGCAUUUGCUUACACUCAUAAUGUAUUUUACAUAUUCCAAAAGGAAUUCAAGCAUGCUUUGUACAAUUGUGGUAUAAGUAAUGUUACCAUCAAAGAAGAAGAAGGGAUUGAGCAAUAUAGAAUUGUUGACAACACAAGGAAAAAAAGCUAUCAUGUCACAUAUGUUUUGUGUUCUAAUGAUGCUUCAUGCUCUUGUAAAAUGUUUGAAUCUGUUGGAAUAUUAUGUCGUCACAUUCUCUUUGUCAUGAAAGGAAAGUUCUUAUUUGAGAUUCCAAGGCAAUAUGUUUUACAUCGUUGGACUAAAGAAGCUAUGAAGAAACCAAUUUUUGGCUUAAACAACUUGCUUGAUGGGGCAGAGAAGGAUAAGAAGCAAAAGCUAGUUGACUUGGAUUCUAUAAGUCCAGUUGAUAAACGUGAGGCAAAAAAUAAACACAUCGAAUUAUUUGUUGGAUCUAAUGACAUAGUUGUUGAUAUUCUUCCUCCAAACAAGUCUUCCAACAAAGGUAGUGGUAGUGGAAAAAGGAAAAAAUCUGACAAAGAGAUAGCUAUUGAGGAAAGCCAAAGGAAAGAUAGACUUUGUAGAACUUGUGGAUUUCAAAGAAGAGUAGAAAGGCUGCAAAACCACUUCAUAUUUACAAGAAGCAACAUCGGCUACUGA
Messenger RNA from Chenopodium quinoa (quinoa), 2049 nucleotides. Its product is annotated as protein FAR1-RELATED SEQUENCE 5-like. The record is from RefSeq and is a predicted model, not a curated record. Gene Ontology annotation, biological process: regulation of DNA-templated transcription. The transcript has 3 exons. NCBI's taxonomy places the organism in Eukaryota, Viridiplantae, Streptophyta, Magnoliopsida, Caryophyllales, Amaranthaceae. Gene Ontology annotation, molecular function: zinc ion binding. Bases 1 to 2049 code for a protein of 682 amino acids.